Scheffersomyces coipomensis is the source of this 2040-nucleotide messenger RNA. RefSeq names its product Hap43p (gene HAP43). The coding region runs from base 1 to 2040 and encodes 679 amino acids. Gene Ontology annotation, biological process: regulation of DNA-templated transcription. The record is from RefSeq and is a predicted model, not a curated record. Gene Ontology annotation, molecular function: DNA-binding transcription activator activity, RNA polymerase II-specific; transcription cis-regulatory region binding. The transcript has a single exon. NCBI's taxonomy places the organism in Eukaryota, Fungi, Ascomycota, Pichiomycetes, Serinales, Debaryomycetaceae. Gene Ontology annotation, cellular component: nucleus; RNA polymerase II transcription regulator complex.
AUGAGUUCAAAGACCAGUAUAGCUCCAAGAGUAUAUGGAUCUCCUAUUGCCAUAGCUGGUGCAUCACCUCCAGCUACUGUAUCUACUCCAUCUGGCGCAACACCAAGACCUAUAGCCUCAAAUCUUAUAAAGCCUGGUGCUACUCCUCCUUCAACUGCCAGCAGUCCAGCUGAAUCUAUCGGUGCUCAAAGUCCACCCGUAAUGAAUUCUCCUGCUUUUUCACAAAUUAUAACUUCCAAAGAAUGGGUUUUACCUCCAAGACCUAAACCAGGUAGAAAACCAAGUGUUGAUACUCCUGCUAGUAAACGCAAGGCACAAAAUAGAGCUGCUCAAAGAGCUUUUAGAGAAAGAAGAGCAACUAGAGUUCAAGAGUUAGAGGAAAAGUUAAUGGAACAAGAGAAGGAAAAAGAAGUGAAAGAAUUAUCUUUAAUUAAUACGAUAAAUAAAUUAAAACAAGAAAAUCAAUUCUUAAUCAAAAGUUUAGAAUCUAUAAAAACUGAAAUAACUUCCAUCAAAUCAAACCAAUCUAAAAGUAAUACCCCUCAACAACAAAGGACUCCAUCUUCACAACAAUUACAACCUCAACCUUCAGAACCUCAAUCAACUACCACGACUACCAAUAAUCAAAGAACUUUUAAAGCUACAUUCUCCUUAGGUGGUGGUGGUGCCAGUUCACAUAAUUCUCCUAUAAACCAAGUGGUAAGUUCGCCUGCUGGUUCAAUCUACUCCAUUCAACAACAAAUAUCACCGGCUCCAUCGGCUGAUUCACCACCAGGCUCAAAUUAUUCUCAAACUUCAUAUGUGAGAAGAAAAUCAUCUACCAAUAAUAUUCCAACCUCUAGAAGGAUUGAUACUAAUAACUUUGAUUGUGGAGUUUGUUUAAAGGAUGAAUGUCUUUGUGAGGCGAUUGGAAUAAAGGAAUCAAAAUCAGAAGAAACUAAACAACAAGAGAUUGAAAGUCAAAAGAUUCUUGAUGAAAAAUUAAAGAGUUUUAAACCUAUGGCUGCAGUUUCUUUGGGUGGUAGUAAGAAAAGAUCUAUAAAUUCGGUCAAUCAAGAAACAGAUUUUACCGACAAGUUCAAGUUUGUAAAGAAGGUUCCAGACUUGAAAAAAUUAAAGAGUGUGAGGUCUCCUCAUCAUGGUCAUAACCAUAAUCAAACUGCUCAAGCUACCCAAACCAAUCAAAACUUUGAUUUCAAUGAAAAUUCUCCAGUGGAGAACUGUGGUUUCUGUUCUGAUGAUACUCCUUGUGUGUGUAGAGAAGCUGCGAAAGAAGCUGCCAUAUUAAGUAAUAACUUAAAUCAACAGACUGUGGAAGUUGAUAAUGAUAACAUUGAGGUAGAAGAACAUAAGGCAUUACCACCACUUCAAAAUAUAAACAUGAAUAACGGAUUCAGAAAAUCUUCAUUACCAGUAAUGCAUCCUGGUCCAUCAGUUGAAAUCAGUAAUAUCACAAAUCUAACUCCUGGUGCGGUUCCAAAUGUUGUCACUCCUACCACAAGAAGAUCUGAUUCAGUAGCUAAUAGUGCAUCAUCAACAGAUUUAAUCACCUUAUCUACCGCUGCUGCUGCAUCUACAUCUGAUAAUAAUGAUAAUAGUGGGUGUACUGGGAAUCCUGGUACUUGUAAACAAUGUCAGACCGACCCAUUACUGACAUUGUUCUGUACCACUGUUGCUAAUAAAGAUAAAAAUUUAUCUAAAAUCAUAAAUCAAAGCUCAUUGUCAAGGUCCAAUUCCAGAACUAAUCUACCAUCAUUCAAUGAAUUGUCUACCAAUCAAUCAAGUACUGCUCCAUCUACUCCAAAUAUGUUACCAUCAACCCCAGGUCCAUCAUCAUUAUCAUCAUCAGUAUCAGCAUCAGGUACUUCCAAUAUAUUCAUCCCCUGUGCUGAUGCGUACAAAACCCUUUCACGUCAUAAGAAUUUCAAUUCAGCAGAUUUCAGUACUAUGGUGGGAAAAUUAACCACAAGAGGUAUGCAAGUGGAAGUACAAUCCGUGGCUAAUGUCCUUAGAGAGUUGGAUCGUAGGUUAUAUAGUUAA